This is a messenger RNA of Cyclospora cayetanensis, 2097 nucleotides long. RefSeq names its product chaperone protein DnaK. Gene Ontology annotation, biological process: protein refolding; cellular response to unfolded protein. The transcript has 7 exons. Lineage: Eukaryota; Apicomplexa; Conoidasida; Eucoccidiorida; Eimeriidae. Gene Ontology annotation, cellular component: mitochondrion; cytoplasm. Gene Ontology annotation, molecular function: ATP hydrolysis activity; misfolded protein binding; heat shock protein binding. The record is from RefSeq and is a predicted model, not a curated record.
AUGCACGGAUCAUUGGCUCGGUCGGCGGCAAGAGCUCUGUGGGCGCGGAGUCGCUGCCCCGCAUCCCUUGCCACAUCUUUGCAACACCGUGGAGCUUUUGGUGCUUCCCCAAGUGCCUUGGCGGCCUUAUCAAACCUAUCGAGCAGCCGUCGCUUCAGCACCGUGCGAGGGGAUGUCGUCGGGAUCGAUCUGGGAACGACAAACAGCUGUGUUGCUGUGAUGGAGGGCACCAAGCCAAAGGUUUUGGAGAAUUUGGAAGGCAUGCGAACAACUCCGUCCGUGGUUGCGUUCACGAAGGACGGGCAAAAGCUCGUUGGGGUUGUUGCGAAGCGGCAAGCCGUCACGAAUCCAGAAAACACCUUCUUCAGUACAAAGCGCCUAAUCGGGAGACGGUUCGACGAACCGGCCAUCACUAAGGAGAGGGGAAUAUUACCCUACAAGGUCGUGAGGGCUGAUAACGGUGACGCUUGGGUAGAAGCAUGGGGAAAACGCUACUCGCCUUCCCAGGUGGGCGCCUUCAUUUUAAUGAAAAUGAAGGAGACUGCAGAGGCCUAUUUGAGCCGUGAACUCCGUCAGGCAGUCAUUACCGUUCCCGCGUACUUCAAUGAUUCUCAGCGUCAGGCAACGAAAGACGCUGGGAAAAUCGCCGGCUUGGAGGUUCUUCGGAUAAUCAACGAGCCAACUGCCGCAGCCCUUGCAUAUGGCAUGGAGAAGGAGGACGGGAAGACGAUUGCGGUUUACGACUUGGGAGGCGGAACCUUUGAUGUGUCAAUUCUUGAGAUUCUUGGGGGCGUCUUUGAAGUGAAGGCGACCAAUGGAAAUACAAGCUUGGGAGGCGAGGACUUUGACCAGAAGGUCUUGCAGUUUCUCGUGAGCGAGUUCAAGAAGAAGGAAGGCAUUGAUCUGAGUAAGGACCGGCUUGCGUUGCAGCGUUUGAGGGAAGCGGCAGAGGACGCCAAGAUUGAGCUGUCUUCAAAGCUUUCGACGGAGAUCAACCUGCCGUUCAUUACUGCCGACCAGUCAGGCCCCAAGCAUCUGCAGGUUUCGCUUUCACGGGCGCAACUCGAAGAGAUGGUUAGCGGCUUGUUGCAACAGAGCGUGGAGCCUUGCGAGAAGUGUAUCAAGGAUGCUGGUGUGAAGAAGGCGGAUCUGAGCGAUGUUAUUCUGGUCGGGGGUAUGACCCGCAUGCCCAAAGUGGGGGAAGUCGUUCGCAACAUCUUUGGAAGAGAACCUUCAAAGGGCGUGAACCCCGAUGAAGCAGUCGCCACUGGAGCCGCCAUUCAGGCAGGAGUGCUGAAGGGGGAGAUCAAGGAUCUUCUGCUGCUCGAUGUUUGCCCGCUUUCCCUGGGCAUCGAGACCCUGGGAGGUGUGUUCACGCGACUCAUCAACCGCAAUACCACAAUACCAACCAAAAAGAGCCAAGUCUUUUCUACAGCGGCCGACAAUCAGACGCAGGUGGGCAUCAAAGUUUACCAAGGAGAACGCGAGAUGGCGGCUGCAAACAAGCUGCUCGGACAGUUCGACUUGGUUGGCAUUCCCCCUGCCCCUCGUGGCAUUCCUCAGAUCGAGGUGACCUUCGACGUCGACGCCAACGGUAUUAUGAACAUCAGCGCCGUGGACAAGAGCACUGGAAAGAGACAGCAAAUCACCAUCCAGAGCAGUGGUGGACUCAGCGAAGAGCAGAUAAACCAAAUGGUGCAGGAUGCAGAGAAAUUCAAGGCCGAGGACGAAAGGCAAAAAGAAGCUAUCGCCGUAAAGAAUGAAGCAGAGACGCUGGUGUACUCUGUACAAAAGCAGAUGAAUGAUCUAAAGGAUAAGAUUUCUCCGGAGGAUCGGUCAGAGCUCGAGUCUCGGAUUACCAAGGUUCGCUCUGCACUAACGGAUACAGACACUGAGGCCCUCCGCGCUGAAGUGAAGUCGCUGCAGGAACUCUCGUGGAAGGUGUCGCAACAGGCCUAUAGCCAGGGAAGCGCUUCCUCCAGCGACGCUGAUAGCAGCACUGGCAGCACCGAUGACAGCAGUCGCAGCAGCGACAGCAGCAGCAACAAAUCUUAAGACAGCACCCUUGACCACUUAGAUGCUGUGUUGCCUUCUUGA